UUGUAACUAGAAGCCAUCUGAAUGCUAAGCCAGGGCAGAAUGCUUGUGAAGUAGCAAGUAAAGUAGCAGUGUUUAUUCUGUAAUUCUCAGGCAGCCAGACUGUCUUAGGCAAAUCUUGAUAAAAUAGCCUUUAUCCAGGAUUUUAUCUAAGGAAUCCCAAGAAGACUGGAGAAUGGAGAGACAGCAAAGGUUUAUGUCAGAGAAGGAUGAGUAUCACUUUCAACAUCAGGGAGCCGUGGAGCUGCUUGUCUUUAAUUUUUUGCUCAUCCUUACCAUUCUGACAAUCUGGUUAUUUAAAAAUCAUCGAGUCCGCUUUUUGCAUGAAACUGGAGGAGCGAUGGUGUAUGGUCUCAUAAUGGGAUUAAUUUUACGAUAUGCUACAGCACCAACUGACAUUGAAAGUGGAACUGUCUAUGACUGUGGAAAAUUGAACUUCAGUCCAUCAACUCUUCUGAUUAAUAUCACUGACCAAGUUUAUGAAUAUAAAUAUAAGAGAGAAAUAAGCCAGCAUAACAUCAGUCCUCAUCAAGGCAAUGCUAUACUUGAAAAGAUGACAUUUGACCCAGAAAUCUUCUUCAAUGUUUUAUUGCCACCAAUUAUAUUUCAUGCAGGAUAUAGCCUAAAGAAGAGACACUUUUUUCAAAACCUAGGAUCUAUUUUAACAUAUGCCUUCUUGGGAACUGCCAUCUCCUGUAUAGUCAUAGGGUUAAUUGUGUAUGGUUUUGUGAAGGCUAUGAUAUAUGUUGGUCAGCUGAAAAAUGGAGACUUUCAUUUCACUGACUGUUUAUUUUUUGGUUCACUGAUGUCAGCUACAGAUCCAGUGACAGUGCUGGCCAUUUUCCAUGAGUUACACGUCGACCCCGACCUGUAUACGCUCUUGUUUGGGGAGAGUGUGUUCAAUGAUGCAGUGGCCAUAGUCCUCACAUAUUCCAUAUCCAUUUACAGCCCCAAAGAGAACCCAAAUGCAUUUGACACUGCGGCAUUCUUCCAAUCUGUGGGGAAUUUCCUGGGGAUCUUCACCGGCUCCUUUGCAAUGGGGUCUGCAUAUGCUGUUGUCACAGCACUGUUGACCAAAUUCACCAAGCUGUGUGAGUUCCCGAUGCUGGAAACAGGCUUGUUUUUCCUCCUUUCUUGGAGUGCCUUCCUGUCUGCUGAGGCUGCCGGCCUAACAGGGAUAGUUGCUGUUCUCUUCUGUGGAGUUACACAGGCACAUUAUACCUACAACAAUCUUUCAUCGGAUUCCAAAAUGAGAACUAAACAGUUGUUUGAAUUUAUGAACUUUUUGGCUGAGAAUGUCAUCUUCUGUUACAUGGGCCUGGCGCUGUUCACCUUCCAGAAUCAUAUUUUUAAUGCUCUUUUUAUACUCGGAGCCUUUCUAGCAAUUUUUGUUGCCAGAGCCUGCAACAUAUAUCCCCUCUCCUUCCUCCUGAAUCUGGGACGAAAACAGAGGAUCCCCUGGAACUUUCAGCACAUGAUGAUGUUUUCAGGUUUGAGGGGAGCAAUCGCAUUUGCCUUAGCUAUUCGAAAUACAGAAUCUCAGCCCAAACAGAUGAUGUUUACCACCACGCUGCUCCUCGUGUUCUUUACUGUCUGGGUGUUUGGAGGAGGGACGACCCCUAUGCUCACUUGGCUUCAGAUCAGAGUUGGUGUGGAUCUGGAUGAAAAUCUGAAGGAGGAGCCGUCCUCAAACCAGGAAGCAAAUAGCUUGGAUAAAAGCCUGACAAAAGCAGAGAGUGCCCGGCUCUUCAGGAUGUGGUAUGGCUUUGACCACAAAUAUCUGAAACCAAUUUUAACCCACUCUGGUCCUCCACUGACCACCACACUACCAGAAUGGUGUGGUCCGAUCUCCAGGCUCCUCACCAGUCCUCAGGCCUAUGGGGAACAGUUAAAAGAGGAUGACGUGGACUGCAUUGUGAACCAGGACGAACUAGCCAUGACUUUUCAGGAGCAAACCUCCACACCCUGCAGUCCUCCUCCAGGGCCAGAUCUGGACCAUAAAGCUUCACCCCAGACUUCAAGCAAAGAAAAUAUCUAUGAGGGAGACCUGGGCCUAGGAGGCUAUGAACUCAAGCUUGAGAAGUCUCCAGGCCAAUCCCAGACAAAUUAAUUGGCAUGAAGAGUACAGAUGUAAUCCCAAGUAGGGCAAGGCACACUAAGGACCACAAGCCAAGAUGACGAGGCCAUGUAGGGGAGAGGCUGGAAAAUGUAUUAAGAGCAUACAUUGGAGAUAAUCAAAACCUUGUCUGGUGCCUGCAGAAAUGAGAAUUUAUUAUCAUCCUUCUGUAUUAUGCAGUUGAAUUUAAAAGCAGCCAUUUUUACUGCUGGACUGGGUGGGGUGGGAAAGGGACAUCAGGAACCAAAUGUGCUGGUACAGGGCAUAUCCAUUCCGUGGACAGCUCUCCAGGCCCUUUGCUUGGAUUCUGAAUUUUAUUCCUUUCAUUAAGGAGAGUUAAAAACAAGAAAAAGAGCUUCUGAACAUAAGCACAUUUUGCCUACCUUGAAGGGAAGGUCUACUUGUUUAGUAAGUGAUAAGUUUUAUAUUUUUAGGACUUGACUCCCUCUUGCUCUAAACGCCUCCUGGGACUUUGUACAGAUCCAGGGAAGUGUUCAGUGCCCACUUCUGAUGGCAUCAUAGAACCUGCACAGAAUUGGGAACCUAUAGUUCUAGUUGGCAUCCUUUUCACACUGCUCCUGCCCUUGUCGAAGGGAUCAUGCACAGCAGGGUGUGCUUUUACUAAAUGCACUGUCACUUUCUGGCUGGCUGGGAACCCUUGCAGGGAAAGCUGGUUUCUUUCCAACAUGAUGUUAUACCUGCAGAAUGAGCCUUCCUUCCUUACUUGCUUCCACUUCUUGGCUCUGCAGUGAGGCCCUCCUGUAUGCCGGGUAAUAAGAUUUCACUGCAAUAAUUGCUCUCCACGUGGCAGGAAACUGUGUGUGAACCCCAGCCUGUCCCCCAGUGCAAAACUCACAGCUGGUUAGCAGCACCAGAGAGGGGCUGGUAAUGAAUGGGUCAUCCCAAGGAGCCAGGGAGAAGACAUCACAAUUGCCUCUUACGAGGCAUGGCUCAUGGGCCAUGUUGGAGAGAACAACACAAUAGCUUUUAAUUCUGGUGCAUGGCCUGUGCCUUUGAAGCCAGAAGAUACCUCAAGCCUAGCUUCUCUUGAAACACAGAUGUUAAUAGUAGACUCCAGGCUUGGCAUGGUGGUGCAUGCCUGUAAUCCCAGCACUCAGGAGGCUGAGGCAGGAGAAUCACUACAAGUUCGAGGCCAGCCUGGGCUACAUAGUGAAUUCAAGACCAGCCUGAACUCUUCUUUUUUUAAAAAAAAGAGAGAGAGAAAGAGAGAGAGAGAGGGAGAAUAGUAGACUCCAAAAAGCAAGCUCCAUUUGAGCGAGGCAGAGAAUGAUGCCUUCCUUAAUCCCAGUGUUUAAAUUAAUGUAUGCUUUGAGUACCACUUGUUAGGCCUUAAACAUUAACUGUGGUGGUAUUGGGCAUACUGCUGUGUGCAUCAGUUUUCUUGCUUUCCAAAUAGUAGAUUCUGGGGGAACAAAUUGUUUUAUACUCAACUAAGUAUAGUCUUGUCAUUCCAGGUAAAAAUGACAAGUGGGGAAGCAUGAUGUUUUUUAAUUUCACUUAAUCCUAAUAAAAUUUUGUUAUUACAUGUGAUUGAUUUGGCUAAUGGUUUAUUCAAGACAUCUUCUUUGUCCGGGCUAAGUGGCAGCUCUGGGUGAAGUGGGUACCAAAAGCUAACAUGAGGGAGAUGCAGGGGGUUCCAGGAUCCAGGCACAGCCAGAGUGGCUGGUGCAACAAGACACUAAGGAAUGAAGAAGCAGCGUUGGGCUAGGAGGAUUCCCCAGAGAAGGGAAACGGAGUCAAACAGAGUGGCAUAACUUCUUCCUUCUCACUGGAGGUGACCAGACUUUAUGAAGAGCUAUAAAAUUAGAUGGAGGAAACACUAAAGGAUGAAGGAAAGAAGGGCAGAAAAUAAGGAUUCAUCUUGUUUCUGCCUCCAGAAGGUAAAAGGAAUUUUUUAUUUCUUUAUUUUGUAUGAAGGAAGACAUAACAGGAAAAGAGAUUCCUCCCCACAAAAAAACAAACAUUACUGGAGGCAGAAGUGGAGAAGAGAGGGAGAAAUAUGACUUAGAACAUGGAC
This is a messenger RNA of Heterocephalus glaber (naked mole-rat), 4151 nucleotides long. It is a transcript of the gene Slc9a9, whose product is annotated as solute carrier family 9 member A9. The record is from RefSeq and is a predicted model, not a curated record. Gene Ontology annotation, molecular function: potassium:proton antiporter activity; sodium:proton antiporter activity. Lineage: Eukaryota; Metazoa; Chordata; Mammalia; Rodentia; Bathyergidae. Gene Ontology annotation, biological process: sodium ion import across plasma membrane; proton transmembrane transport; potassium ion transmembrane transport. Gene Ontology annotation, cellular component: plasma membrane; recycling endosome.